This is a messenger RNA of Mercurialis annua (annual mercury), 748 nucleotides long. RefSeq names its product LRR receptor-like serine/threonine-protein kinase EFR. Gene Ontology annotation, molecular function: protein binding. The record is from RefSeq and is a predicted model, not a curated record. The transcript has a single exon. Lineage: Eukaryota; Viridiplantae; Streptophyta; Magnoliopsida; Malpighiales; Euphorbiaceae. The coding region runs from base 165 to 743 and encodes 192 amino acids.
UUUAAAGCUGUUUUUGACUUCAAUGCUGACAUGAAGAAUUGAAAUUUACAAGCCCUUUUCUCAACAAUUGAUUUUUAUCAUUCUAUGGCUAAGCUUCGGCCACCAACUUUAUCAGAACAUCCAUUACUAAAUAAUCAACAACCACCUCCUCUUACCAAACAAAAAUGAAAAUUAAUAAAACUACCUCACUCCCCUUUUUACUUCACCUGGUUAUUUUAUUUUCUUGUAGAUUGAUGCAAGCCAGUUCUUCAAGAAAUGAAUCCGACAUGGUAGCUUUGCUAAAAUUCAAAGAUGGAAUCACGAGUGAUCCACACGGAAUAUUCAACUCAUGGAACGACUCUCUCCCCUUCUGCCAGUGGUUCGGAAUCACUUGCAGCGGCCGCCACGAUGGAAGAGUUACAUCGAUGGUGUUGAAGGGGAAGAAUUUGGUCGGAACAAUUUCGCCUUUUAUUGGUAAUUUAAGUUUCUUGAGAGAUCUCAACCUGCAAAACAACAGUUUCCGUGGCCAAAUUCCUCAGGAAAUCGGAUAUUUGUCGAGAUUGUUACAGCUUUCUGUCAAUAAUAACACAUUAGAUGGCGAAAUUCCUGAAAACCUGACGCGUUGUUCUCAGCUCAGGAUUUUAGAUCUCUCAUGGAAUAAUCUAACAGGAAAAAUCCCUGCUGAUGUGGGCUCUUUGUCAAUGCUUGAGAUAAUUCAAAUUAGUACAAACAAUCUGAUAGGAAAAAUCCCACCUUCUAUCUGAAACCU